AAUCUAGCUCAAUUGGUUGAGAAAGAUGUCUGAGUGUUAUAAACUUCUUAAUACCAAGUUCUAUUUUUUGUGAAUAAGAAAAUAUCUAAAAUUAUCGUUAUUAGCUGUGUGACUCAAUCACUUAGGCACCAACAAGCAACUGUUCAAAAACCAUAUCACUUAGCCUGCAGAGAACACUAACUCAUUUGCUUUUACAUCUUUUUUGUUCAAUUGGCUCCCCCACUAAUAUCAAAUCCUUCUAUAUGUAUAUAUAAGCAAAUAGAUUAUUCCUCUCAACUAUCCAUAUCUUGCAUUUCUCUCUCAGUUGCAACUAUCUAGUCCCACUAAGUCUCCUACUAGUUAGUACCUGCCAUUCAAAUCAAUUUCACUAGCCACCUUGCAGAUCAGCACUUCAUGGCUUCUACAGAAACUGAGUACAAAUCAUCUUCAACUCCACCGCCUCCGGCUGGUGUGGACUACUUUAAAGUUGAUGUGAUCCUCAGAUUUCUGUUGCUGGUGGCAUCAGUGGUGGCGCUUGCGGUGAUGGUCUCCAGUGAUCAAACAGAGCUAGUGCUCUUCCUAAAUAUGCUUGUACCACAGCCAGCCAAGUUCAAGUACUCACCGGCUUUUGUAUAUUUUGUGGCUGCAUUCAGUGUUUCUGGCCUUUAUGCUCUCAUCUCUGCUCUGGUAUCUAUCUCUCUGAUUCAGAAGCCAGAAUACAAAUUGAAAUUCCUCCUCCACUUUCUCUUCUGGGAUGCACUGAUAUUGGGGAUAACAGCGUCAGCAACAGGAGCAGCUGGAAGCGUGGCAUAUGUUGGUUUAAAGGGCAACAGCCAUGUCGGUUGGAUUAAAGUUUGCAAUGUCUACGACAAGUUCUGUAGGCAUCUUGCUGGCUCCAUAUCAGUGGCUUUGUUUGGCAGCAUUGUGACUGUCCUGCUCAUAUGGCUUUCAGCUUUCACCAUUCACAGUCGAGUUCCCAAGUAGAUGGAAGGAGCAUGACCAUUCAACAUACAUAUGAACUCAACUCCAGAGUCACAUUGUUCACAAAGUCACCAGUGUGCCAACUUAAUAGUCAUCAUAGAUUCACGUGAAUACCUUUUGUUUUUGUGAGUGUUUCUUCAAAGGUGUUGACUAUGUGUAAUGAAGAAUGUUAACAACACACUCUCUAUAAACAUUCUUUUCGACAGUCUUUGUUAUUUAAUGGAAUUCACGAGUUUUAUUAAAUGAUGCAAGUCCAAUUCCUAAUCAGUGUGUUUCAUAUGAAUUUCAUAUGAUAAUAAAGAAUAUAGUGAAAAGUUUAUGUAAUGUGCUACUAGCAUUUCUCGUGUGUAAUCGAUGUCCUCCAUGGAUCCUAGUUGUAUUUUG
Cajanus cajan (pigeon pea) is the source of this 1344-nucleotide messenger RNA. Its product is annotated as CASP-like protein 1D1. The record is from RefSeq and is a predicted model, not a curated record. Lineage: Eukaryota; Viridiplantae; Streptophyta; Magnoliopsida; Fabales; Fabaceae.